GUAGGAGGUGGUAAUGCUCCUUUAAGUUGGUUGCCAACCGCCGUUAAACAGAAGGAAGAAGAAGAUUCAGACGAGAGAGGAGAGGCAGGUCCUUUGGCCAAGAGAAGAGAGUGGGUUGAUCUUUCUAUAGCAGCUCCAUCAUACAGAAAGUCAGCUACAGAUGGAGAGAUUCGAUGUAAUCCAUGUAAUUUUCCUGAUAAACAUCUAUGUCUGCCUUCCUUUGACCAUGGCAGUGAGCUGUUGGGUGUGUUUUGUGGUACGAAAGGAGCAGGCCCCCAUCACCUACUACACAAACCUGUUAUUCUCCAAUCUCGUCCAGUGCAGCAUGAUGAUCCCUUUCAUUGUCCAAGGAAACAGUGAACUACAUGGCGUUUUUCAGUAUUCUCCUCUAAUUUUUUGCUGUGCUGUGAUUGCUAGUGUUAACUUCAAGAUGUGCAUUGCUACUGAAAGGUGUUUGGUCAUCACCCGUCCACAGUGGAACUGCAUCAGACAAACUAAAGGUUCUGUGGUGCUCUCUGUUCUGGUCUGGACCCUGUCUGUUAUCACUGUACCUCUUGCUAUGAUUAUACCCCCUGUGCUUAUUUUUUUUGCCCUCUUUCCUUCUUUCCUGUUCAUCCUCACUUUGGUUUGGACCCUCAAAGCUCUGCCUGCUGCCACCUCAGUGCCCACUGAAGAAAAACGAAGAAUUGUUGGAACCUUAGUUCUCUUGUUAAUUAAUUAUCAUCUGACGUUCUUUCCCCUGAUCUUUAUUACUUUCGAUUUGGUUUUACCAGGAACGACAGGUUUUGGUUUCCAAGAUAUUAUUGUUGAUAUUGUCCUAUAUUUAUUUCUGCUCAGUCCCUCGAUGGAUUUGAUUUUGUUUUUUCUCAUGCUGAAAGGCCCCAUCAACAACCUGCUUGUAUCUCUGUGCUGUUGCUGUAUGGACAACACUGUAGGAGAGGUAGCUGCAGAUACAACGCUGGAGCUACAAAACUGCAGCUACAGCACCGCAGCAGACGUAGCUGCACGGGGUGGCUGUAGCUCAGGUCAGCCACUAACCAGAACGUUGGUGGUUUGAUCCCAGUCUGCUCCAGGCUGCAUGCCAAACGUGUGUGCCUUACGUUGAGUUUUAUUUUGUUAAUGCUGCAUAGUUUUCACAGUGGCUUUGGAGAGAAGUCUUCAAAUAAACCAGGCACAGAAAACCACUUGCGUCUGCCUCUGCUUCGAGGGAAUUAUAGUUACUAUAUAAUCCCAAAAGUAUUUGUAGCCCAGCUAGAACAAAAGAGCAGUGGAAAGUAAUUUUUCGGCGUAUGAUGUAAACAAUUUAGCUCUUUCUUUCUUUUUUUGUUUAAAGGAAGAUGUAGACAAAUAAGAUUAUCUGUUGUCGUAUUACUUUGCCAAUCAGCAAUGAGCACCCAGCUACCCUUGAUGCUGACCUUGAUCACAUGACUUUCUGUAGUUGCCAUUUCGUUCCUGUUCAUACAAAGCGAUGUGCCCAAGAAACUAAUGUUACCAAAGUCGAAUUGCUAAGAGUUGCAAGCGAUUCCACUGCAGUUUUUUCUUUUUGGGUCAUUCAGAAUUUCAUCAUGUCAUCGGUGAGUAAGAAAAGUGGGGAAAACCUAAUUUGAUAAGGAGAAAAGGGCAGGGAUGGAAAGUCUGCUCGCAGCUAAGCUAACAGCUAAGCUAACAGCUAGACCUCAGCUUGCAGAAUUUAAUGUGUUUGUGUGUGUUAAUCAUUUAUGGUUGUGGUGUGAUCUGCUCCUCGUUCCUUGCUUCCCUGUGGGUUGUUGUGUCAGUUUUGUUGCCCCACCAGGUCUGGAGAGUC
Oreochromis aureus is the source of this 1804-nucleotide messenger RNA. RefSeq lists its product as uncharacterized. The record is from RefSeq and is a predicted model, not a curated record. The coding region runs from base 161 to 1057 and encodes 298 amino acids. The transcript is spliced from 4 exons. Lineage: Eukaryota; Metazoa; Chordata; Actinopteri; Cichliformes; Cichlidae.